AUGGAAGGGAAACGUGACUCAUUUUUUCUACCCAACAAGAAACAUAAGCAAGAUCAUAAAAACAAAGAUUUCAAAAAACAAGAGAGACAAAACAAGUUUGACAAACAACGAAAUGGAGUCCAAAAUGCUGAGGGGGGAAAAGAAAUGAAAGAAAAGAAGCCAUUUGACAAGAAAACAUACAGACUAAAGAAAUACAGCAAGAAAUAUAAAUUGGAGCAAUGGGAAGAACAACGGAAGAAAAAAUUGAUUCAUGAAUAUCAGAAAAAUAUUAAAACUGAAUCAGUGUCAGGCACUUACAAGCCUAAAUCUUUUGAUGAAGACAUAACUGAUUCUAUUGAUGAAGUUGGCAGAUUCGUUAAGCAUCCUGAUUUGUUAGAAAAAGAGCUCAAAGAAAAGCCUCAAAAGUCUAAAGAUCCAUUCCUAAAAGCUAAGGAACAGUACAAUAAAGUGAAACAAGAAAAAUUUGCAAAGCAAGAAGCUAUGAAAAAGGCUAAAGAGGAAAGGAACCAAAAGUUGCAAGAGUAUAAAAAGAAAAAACAUGAGAAAUUCAAAAAAUUAAGUAAAAAGACAAAGAAAGGCCAGCCUGUGAUGACAGGGAGAUUGGAGUUGUUGUUGGAAAAGAUACAAUCUUCAAAAUAA
This is a messenger RNA of Bicyclus anynana (squinting bush brown), 639 nucleotides long. RefSeq names its product thyroid transcription factor 1-associated protein 26 homolog. The transcript has a single exon. Bases 1 to 639 code for a protein of 212 amino acids. Lineage: Eukaryota; Metazoa; Arthropoda; Insecta; Lepidoptera; Nymphalidae. The record is from RefSeq and is a predicted model, not a curated record.